AUGUGGGUCGUCUUGAACUCCAGAAGCACGAGCUGGAACCUCAUCGAGCGGGUGAUCUUUCCAGCGCCGACUCCCUCGUACACAGUCAACAGCUUCCCUGGCGAAUUGAUUCUCAUUCCACGCGAAGAUGGUGCAAAGGUGCCUUGCUUGUUUCUGCCGUUUCAGCAUGCGCGGUUCCUCUUCAUCUACUUCCAUGCUAAUGCGGAGGAUCUUGGACUCAGUCACACCUUCUGCACGAUCUUGAGAGAUCUCUUCCAAGUUCACGUUCUCGCCGUCGAGUAUCCUGGAUAUGGCAUCUGCCCUGGUACGUGCGACGAGGCUGGCGUGAUGGCAAACGCAUCUGCCGCCAUGGAGUUUGCCAUUCACCAUCUGAAAUGGCCCAGGGACGGCAUCAAGCUCUUUGGCCGGAGCUUGGGAACGGGGCCCACGAUGGCCUUGGCGGCGAGGCACGACAUCGCUGGAGUCAUCCUCAUCAGCCCGUUCACAAGCAUCAAGGACCUGUUUCAUGGGCAGGUAGGCUUUCUGGCCGACAUGGUCGAGAAUCGCUUCUGCAAUAUCGACCUCGCGCCAAGGAUCUCCAGUCCUACGCUCAUCAUCCACGGCAUGCAGGACGCGCUGGUCCCUCCGGAGCAUGGCCGAAAGGUUUACGGAGCCAUCACGUCCAGGCGCAUGCUUGUUACCCCGAACAACAUGAGCCACAACACGUCGCUUCUGAAAGAUGUUGCAACCUUCAUCCUUCCCAUGACCCACUUCUUCUCCCUACCCGACUACACCUUCGAAGAACUUGAGGUGCCGGACUGGGUAUUCCCAGUAACGACUCCAAAGGAGGAAGAGGCACAAGACAACCAGGAAGACCUUGUCGAGAUGCUCAGGCAAGCGAACCAAAAGCCGGGAUGGCUAGCUUCUGCGAGCUGGUUGUGUGGACGUUCUGCCUGCAACCAGCCGGGGCGAGGUCUGGAGGAAAGCAUAGUCGAGCCCAUCAGCCGCUUGAAGCCCGAGCCUUUCGCUGAUCCUCCGGCCCAGCGAAAAGGCGAUCCGGGCACGGUGGUGGUUGACAUGACACCAUCACCUACCAGGACGGCCAGUGCACCUGCUCAACUGCAGAAAGAUCUGUCCGCCGCUGCAGUAGAGGAGGGCGUUCCAGACGAGCUCGCCACACUUCAGCCAAGUCAGGUAUGGGAUCCUCACUCACCCUCCGGGCUUGCCAGAGGUGCCAAUCCUCGGACAGGCUCCCAGGAAUCAUGUGCACUGACAGAGGUGUCCCGUGAGUAUAAGUUCGGCCGUGCGAAGACCGAGCUCUAG
This is a messenger RNA of Symbiodinium sp. CCMP2456, 1302 nucleotides long. The record is from the annotation of a GenBank genome assembly. Lineage: Eukaryota; Dinophyceae; Suessiales; Symbiodiniaceae.